CAAGCGGUAUCGGGCAUGCGAUAGUUGAGGAGUUGGUUGCUUUUGGGGCGACGGUGCAUACAUGUUCAGAAAAUGAAGAGCAGCUCAAUAAAUGUCUUCAAAGGUGGGAGAUGUUGAAACUUCCGGUCACAGGAUCUGUUUGUGAUGUAACUUCUCGAGACGAAAGAGAGAAACUGAUGGAAAAGGUUUCUUCCUUGUUCAAGGGAAAGCUAAACAUACUGAUUAAUAAUGCAGGUACAGCAUUGUUCAGUUCAGCCAACGAUGUAACUCCUGAAGAUUACUCACUCAUCAUGAGCACAAACGUAGAGUCUGGUUUCCAUUUGAGUCAACUGGCUCAUCCUCUCCUCAAAGCCUCGGGUGCAGGCAACAUUAUUUUUAUUGCAUCAAUUGCAGGAGUUUUAGCACUGCAAGAUUUAACACUGUAUUCAAUGAGUAAAGGGGCAGUAGUUCAGCUUACCAAGUGUUUGGCGUGUGAAUGGGCCAAAGAUAAUAUUAGAACCAAUGGUAUUUGCCCGGGAGUCAUUAAUACGCCACUAGUAGAAAACGCUCCAGAUUUCAAAUCUAGAGAAGCAUCAAGAACUCCACUUGGACGCAAUGGAGAACCAGAAGAGGUGGCAGCUCUGGCGGCAUUCUUGUGUUUGCCUGCUGCUUCUUACAUAAGUGGCCAAAUCAUUUGUGUUGAUGGAGCAAGGACUGUUAAUGACUAAAAUUCUUUGACAAAAUAAUACCAAAUCUAUUGUUCACUUGUUAAAUAACCCACAAUGGUUAUCCAAGAAACUUAAAUCUUUUAUAUAUGUAAUAUGCUGCACCCCCCGCUCACUCGUUUGAAGUAAACCCUGGUUGUGAUGCAUGUAGAGAAGGAAGGUAUCAAUUUGUUAUUAUUUAA
Asparagus officinalis (garden asparagus) is the source of this 886-nucleotide messenger RNA. RefSeq names its product tropinone reductase homolog At2g29360-like. Gene Ontology annotation, molecular function: oxidoreductase activity. The transcript is spliced from 5 exons. The coding region runs from base 111 to 707 and encodes 198 amino acids. Lineage: Eukaryota; Viridiplantae; Streptophyta; Magnoliopsida; Asparagales; Asparagaceae. The record is from RefSeq and is a predicted model, not a curated record.